Danio rerio (zebrafish) is the source of this 2222-nucleotide messenger RNA. RefSeq names its product interferon regulatory factor 2 binding protein 1 (gene irf2bp1). Gene Ontology annotation, biological process: negative regulation of DNA-templated transcription. Gene Ontology annotation, cellular component: nucleus. The record is from RefSeq and is marked validated. Lineage: Eukaryota; Metazoa; Chordata; Actinopteri; Cypriniformes; Danionidae.
CUGAAACAUCAAACACCUCGAUCCUGAAUGACACAAAAUCCCACAGAGUGGCAUAUACUCGUCCGUAACAAGGGAAUAAUCGACCGCGAACACUCGGAGGCUGGCUGUGAACGAGAUUCAGGGUGGAUUUGAGAACGCAAGAUCGCGAGGGCCUAUCAAAUAUGUCCUCUUCCUCGCAGGCAUCUUCCAGGCGGCAGUGGUGCUACCUCUGCGACCUGCCGAAGAUGCCGUGGGCCAUGAUCUGGGACUUUAGCGAGGCGGUGUGCAGAGGCUGCGUCAACUACGAGGGCGCGGACCGGAUAGAGCUGCUCAUCGACACCGCGCGGCAGCUCAAGCGGACACAUGUGAUGCAGGACGGCAGGUCUCCGGGUCCGCAGCCCGGCGGUAAACACGGUCCUGCGGGUAAGGAGGGUCCUAUGGAGGCCGGCAGACCGCCCUCCGAGCGAUACGAACGGGGAAGGGGCGAGUAUGUGUCCGCCAGGCUGCCCAACGGGCUGCCCAGAUUAGAAGACGGAGGUCCGCCUGAGGUUAGUAGGCAGAGCCCUACUGCGAGGAGGACUUUGGUGGGGGCUGUGCCACCCAAUUUGAUGGCCCAAGGGCUCGUGGGAGCACCUCACGGCCUGCUGACCGCAAUGCCCCUUAAUCCCCGAGCUGGCAGUGCCGCCUUGACCAUUCCUGCCCCCAUGCUGAAUGAAAUCAGCAAAAGACAGGCCCUGAGCAUGGGGUUGAGUGUGGGUGUGCCGUCUUUCAUGGCCCCCGAGUUCGAAAAGGAGUUCAAGGAGAAGCAGAGGAAUGCUGAAGCCCUGGCAGAGCUCUCUGAAAGCGUGCGCAACCGGGCAGACGACUGGGCAGGACGCCCUAAACCCAUGCGGGAUGCCCUGCACACCCUAUCUGGCUGCACCCCGUUCAAUGUCCGCUUCAAGAAGGACCACGGCCUGGUGGGAAGGGUUUUCGCGUUUGACGCCAAGCUGAUGGUGGAGUUUGAGCUGAAGAUCUUCAUCGAGUACCCGUGCGGCUCUGGUAAUGUGUUUCCCAGCAUACUGGCACUGGUCAAGCAUAUGUUCCACGACUCUCAGAAAGACACCGGCAAGGUCAUUAAUUCAGGCUACAAGUAUGUUGAGUAUGAAAAAAGGCAUGGCACCGGUGACUGGCGCCUCUUGUCAGAGCUCCUCAGCGAUGCAGUGCGGGCAUUCAAAGAAAUGCCAGCCCCAGAUGCCCUCCCACAGCCGUACCUGGAUGCCAGCUGCUCCAUGCUGCCCACUGCUCUCUGCCACAUCGGCCGCCCAACACAACCCAGAGUACGCAGACGCAAAGCAUCACCUGACCCAGACGGCGCAGAGAGGAUGAGCUCUGAGGAGCUGCGGCAGCACUGGCCGCUCAGUGCGUAUCCUGGCAUUCCCGGGCACAUGCCAGCCACCUCACUAGCCAGCGCAGGACAGGCUCCAGAGGGCCACGGUAGUGACCCGUCACCCAUCACAGCGCUCAUGAGUGUGGCUGACAAUGUUGGCACUGCCUCCUCGAAAGAUGGUCCAGGCAGCAGCGGGCACUCUGCCAAUGCAGGCCGGCAGAACAGCACCAGUCCUUCACCUGGUGGUGGUCAGCGGAGACUGGCGUCCCGAAAUGGAGAACCGUCUGCUGGCAGCAGCACAGGAGGCCCGGCCACCGUCACUGACCAGAGUGCAGUUAUGGGGGGUGAGGGUUCAGCUGGCGGUGGCGGUGCCCCUCUGUGCUGCACCAUAUGCCAGGAGCGUCUGGAGGACACCCACUUCGUCCAGUGUCCAUCAGUGGCCGGGCAUAAGUUCUGCUUCCCCUGCACCCGGGACUUCAUCCGCAGACAGGGCCCAGGGAGUGAGGUGUACUGCCCCAGUGGAGAGAAGUGCCCUCUCGUGGGCUCCAACGUGCCGUGGGCCUUCAUGCAGGGCGAGAUCUCCACAAUCCUGGCCGGUGAUGUGAAGGUGAAGAAGGAAAGAGACCCCUAACGCCACCAGCAGAACUCAAACCUCACCCUGAGGAAGCUGCGAUCAUAAUCCCCGAAGCCGGCCGAUGCACUCGAGUGUGCUCAAGAGACGCCGCUGGUUGCCAGAUCCUCUUCCUCCCUCUUCUGCCCACCCGCUUUUCCUCCCCUUCACCUUUUCUCUUUCAGUCCGAGACGGAGGAGAACACACAGCCAUGAUUCUCUUCAGAGAUACCCAUGUAUUAAACCCUCCAGCACUUACUUCUGA